UUGGCUGCGGCUCUCUCAAAGCUGAGAGCUUUGUUCUUCUUCCGUUGCUGUAUCAAUGGGAGAUGGCUGUUCAUCUCCUCACACCAUUCUCCUCGCUUCCAAGAAUCCCAUCUCGAAACCCUAGCCCUAGCCCUAGAUCUCCUUUGAUAUUCAGGCCAAAUUGUGGGUUUCGCUGUUGCUGCUCAUCCUCCAGGAGAGAAGCGGUUACUGUUGCCUCAGUAACCCUAGCCCUAACCCUAGCCACUGCCCUCUCUGUUAAUGCUCAAACUUUGGGGGAAUUGCCUCCUCCUCCUCCGCCGCAAAAGAAAGCCCUAGACGGGAUUUGCAGCACAAAAUCUUGGUUCCAGUUCUUUGGCGAUGGAUUCUCGAUUCGGGUGCCGCCUCAAUUCGAAGAUAUCAUGGAGCCAGAGGAUUAUAAUGCAGGAUUGGCAUUGUAUGGUGACAAAGUAAAACCCAGGACUUUUGCGGCUCGUUUCGCCUCUUCUGAUGGAUCAGAAGUUUUAAGUGUGGUCAUUCGUCCAACAAAUCAGCUCAAGAUCACUUUUCUAGAGGCCAAAGAUAUUACAGAUUUGGGAUCUCUUAAGGAAGCAGCUAAAAUUUUUGUCCCUGGAGGUGCAAACUUGUACUCUGCCCGGGCCAUUAAGAUUAAAGAAGAUGAAGGUUUCAGGACUUACUACUUCUAUGAAUUUGGAGAUGAUGUUCAGCAUGUUGCUUUAGUUGCUGCUGUUAACAGUGGCAAGGCAUACAUUGCUGGAUCAACUGCACCACAAUUUAAAUGGGAAGAUGAUGGCGUCAAAUUACGUUCUGCCGCUAUAUCCCUUGUAGUUUGAUAAGUUCAUUGAUUAAAACAUUUGGUGCAGUGGAUGCCUGCAUAAUUUUCUUUAUGUAAAGAGAGCUGCCCCCCCCCCCCCCCCCCCCUUUAAAUUAUGACCAGUUGAGAACAUGCUCAUGAUAUCUUGUGCGCAGGAAGAAAGAACUACGUAAAGAUAUUGUUGGUGGGAACUGGAACUUAAUAGCCUUGAGAUUUUUUUUUAUUAUUCAUUUAUUUAACAAGCAUAGAAAUGUCUUCAACCUU
Molecule: messenger RNA, 1075 nt
Organism: Asparagus officinalis (garden asparagus)
Lineage: Eukaryota; Viridiplantae; Streptophyta; Magnoliopsida; Asparagales; Asparagaceae
Exons: 7
Coding region: 63-830 (255 amino acids)
Cellular component (GO): chloroplast
Source: RefSeq, a predicted model, not a curated record